AGCUUUGCCACACAACAGCUCAACCAGUAUAUGUCCAAUCCAAGCAAUCAACAUUUUCAAGCAGUCACAAGGGUUCUUCGAUACCUCAAGUCAGCCCCAUCUACUGGUUUAUUCUUCCCCACUUCUUCCUCUCUCCAACUCAAAUCAUUCAGUGACUCAGACUGGGCAUCUUGUAUGGACACUAGAAGAUCAGUGACUGGAUAUUGUGUUUACCUGGGCAAUGCACUCAUCUCCUGAAAAAGCAAGAAGCAGAGAACCAUAUCACGAUCCUCAUGUGAGGCCGAAUAUAGAGCCAUGGUUGAUACAACAUGUGAGCUCAAAUGGCUUCUAUACCUUCUCCAAGACUUCCAGGUGCCCCAUUCUCACCCUGCAAUCAUCUAUUGUGACAAUCAGUCCGCGAUCCACAUCGGUGAAAACCCCACAUUCCAUGAAAGAACAAAGCACAUCGAGUUAGAUUGUCACCUGGUCAGGGAGAAAUUGCAGGCUGGGAUUGUCAAGAUACUCCAUGUUUCCAGUCUUCACCAACUUGCAGACCUGUUUACAAAGCCGCUUCCACCAGCAAUCUUCUCAACUCUCCUCUCCAAGUUUGGUGUGCACAAUCUGUUCCCACCAGCUUGCGAGGGGGUAUCAGACGAAAAUGUCAAAUUUUCGCCCCAAAUCGCAACGGCUACUAAGCCAAUUCAGUGGAGCGACGUCGUCUCGGGAAAGGCCUCAUCUUAUUCAACUGGAACGGCGUCGUCUCGUACAGCAGAGAACGUCCUCAGCAGAACGUCGUCGUAGCACUCCAACGUCUCUUUACCCUUUUGUUUUAUGUUCCCUCCAACCUCUGCAACCUCUGUUCUUACAGUCUGUAAACACAGCAAGAGCUGUUUGUCUUCUAUUGAUCGAUCCCUGUAUAUAAGAAACACAAUCAUCAAUG
Molecule: messenger RNA, 919 nt
Organism: Linum trigynum
Lineage: Eukaryota; Viridiplantae; Streptophyta; Magnoliopsida; Malpighiales; Linaceae
Source: the annotation of a GenBank genome assembly